This is a messenger RNA of Exophiala oligosperma, 2034 nucleotides long. RefSeq lists its product as uncharacterized. The coding region runs from base 56 to 1732 and encodes 558 amino acids. The transcript is spliced from 4 exons. NCBI's taxonomy places the organism in Eukaryota, Fungi, Ascomycota, Eurotiomycetes, Chaetothyriales, Herpotrichiellaceae. Gene Ontology annotation, biological process: proteolysis. The record is from RefSeq and is a predicted model, not a curated record. Gene Ontology annotation, molecular function: serine-type carboxypeptidase activity.
CUCCUACUUUUGUUUCUGGACUCUUACCCUGGGUUGAACGACAUACUGAGACACCAUGCGUUUUCAAACCAUUGUGGCCGCAUGCUUUGCGACCACCGCUUUGGCUGUCUCGAACCCCCACAAGCGUGCCCCCAAGAGAGUCUUCACUCCCAACACGCCCGAGACACAGUCACAGUCCUUGACCAAGCGUGCAUCGCCGAAAUACCUGACGCAAAAGACCAAGAAAUUCGCCGUAAAUGGAACCGGUGUACCUAUGGUCGAUUUUGACAUCGGCGAGUCCUAUGCAGGUACAUUGUCAAUCAACAACAAUGCCAGUAACGAGAAUCAGCUUUUUUUCUGGUUCUUCCCCUCGGACAACCCGGAUGCAUCGGACGAGAUCACCAUCUGGCUGAACGGUGGUCCUGGGUGCAGCUCCCUCGACGGCCUGCUGCAAGAACACGGCCCGUUCCUGUGGCAGUCAGGCACCUACAAGCCGCAACCAAAUCCCUUCUCGUGGACCAACCUUACCAACAUGGUCUACGUUGACCAACCGGUCGGCACGGGGUUGUCUCCGGCGGCCAAAGGUGCACCGGCGAAGAUCACAAGCGAGACACAGGUGACUGAAGACUUUGCCGGAUUCUGGAAGAACUUUAUGACCACGUUCAACAUGACUGGUCGCAAAGUGUACAUCACUGGUGAAUCUUAUGCCGGCCAGUACGUUCCGUACAUUGCGAGUCACUUUCUCGACCUGAACGAUACCGAUUACUACAACGUCAAGGGCAUUCAGAUUAAUGACCCCAGUAUUGGUCUUGACGAGGUGUUGAUUUACACACCCGCAGUAACUCAUCUGAACAACUACGCUCCCGUCUUUGCUCUCAACGAAUCCUUCAUGACCUCGAUCAACGAACGGGCCGAAAAAUGCGGCUACUUUGACUUUAUGGAGGAAGCACUCACCUUCCCACCCAAGGGCAAAUUCACUGCUCCCAACGUCACCGCGCCAGGUUGUGACACGUGGGAUGACAUAGUCACUGCAGCUAUCUACGUCAACCCUUGCUUCAACAUCUACCAUCUCACGGACUUUUGCCCAUUCCUGUGGGACGAACUGGGCUUCCCAUCCCUUGGUAAUGGUCCGAACAACUACUUCAAUCGAAGCGACGUGCAAAAGGCCCUCCACGCCCCUCCCACCGACUUCACGAUCUGCGGCGACAAAAGCCUCGGCCUCAUCCAAAACGACGCCUCUCCCCCUUCGAGCUUCGAAGCGCUCCCGUCCGUCAUUGAGCGCACCAACAACGUCAUCGUCGGCAGUGGCAUGCUGGAUUUCCUCCUCCUGACCAACGGCACUCUCAUGACGCUCAACAACAUGACGUGGAACGGCCAGCAGGGGUUCAGUAAGGACCCGAUGAACAGCGGCGACUUCUUCACCCCCUACAACCCUUCGAUCGGGUUUGUGGUAGAGGAGACCUCGAACCAGCCCAUCCCAGCCACGCCCGUCGGGUUGGUCGGCGGCGGUGGACUACUGGGCAAGACGCACACGGAGCGCGGCCUCACGUGGGUCACGGUCGACCUGGCCGGCCACGAGAUCCCCCAGUACGUCCCCGGCGCCGCGUACCGGCAGCUCGAGUUCCUGCUGGGCCGGAUCGACAGCCUGACCGUCGUCGGGAGCUUCACCACCCAGCACGGGAAUUACACGGGCACCGUCCCGCCGAACCCGUACUACGGACCCACGAGCACGGCCGUGGCUUUCAGAGCGUAAGCCAAUAGACACUCUACAUCGACAGUAAUAAGUGACAUUUGACAAUCACAUCCACAUCGAUAAUGUUCUCCCCCGAGAGGGGAUGAAGUGAGUCGCUAUCUCCGUACACACAUCUAAUUAAAAUCCUCGUACACUGUGAAUGUGUAUCGGUCGGAGAUGAAGCACGUGGGGACCUGUAGACUUGCACCACUAGCGACGUCAUGUGCGACUGUCAUAAGUGUGCUGCGUUGGUGUCAAUGCCGGAUUAAUUUAAAAAUUAUCAAGAAAUACUAAGAAAUAAAAAUGAAAAUGAAUUGAACUGA